Messenger RNA from Trypanosoma cruzi, 654 nucleotides. RefSeq lists its product as uncharacterized. Gene Ontology annotation, molecular function: dynein light chain binding; dynein heavy chain binding. The record is from RefSeq and is a predicted model, not a curated record. Lineage: Eukaryota; Euglenozoa; Kinetoplastea; Trypanosomatida; Trypanosomatidae. The annotation marks the transcript as partial. The transcript has a single exon. Gene Ontology annotation, biological process: intraciliary transport. Gene Ontology annotation, cellular component: cytoplasmic dynein complex; ciliary plasm.
UUGCCGUCCUGGUGGGGGAUUGGCGCGGGUGUUCCAUCAGGCGACAGCCCGCUUAUCAUUGGCCUUGAAAAUGGAGAUGUCGGCCGAGCUCGACCAGGUGUGGUGAGUGUGUUGGUUCCACGCAGCAGCGAAAAUUUGGCGUCAUUGGAUGUGGAUUGGCUCAACGGCCACAGGGGGCCGGUGCAGAACGUUGACACAUCACCUUUUUUCCACAACUUGUGCCUUACGUGCUCCUCCGAUGGCAGCGUCCAUUUUUACAACGCGUUGGAGCGUUCUCCGCUGGCGACGCUGGAGCCCUCGGCGGAGACGAAACACUUUCUGUACGCGGCACAAUUUAGCCCCUUCCGCCCCAGCGUUCUUGCGGUGGUGUCGCGGAGCUCGUUUCUGCACAUUUAUGAUCUUCAAAAGUCGCAGUUGAAACCUAUUGCUUCAAUAGAAGCCGGUGUUGAUGGCGCGCCGGUGUUAUGCUCGGCAUUCAAUCACGUCUCGCCUGAGUGGCUGGCUACUGGAGAUGCACGGGGUUGUGUGCGUCUUUGGCGACUGCCAUCUACCCUCAUUCAGACGACCGACCUGGAGCGUGCGGCCGUUCGUGGCAGCCACGGCCGGGAAAGUGGAGAGAAUGUGGUGCGCUCGCUGUGGGGUUUUGCGCCGUAA